This is a messenger RNA of Cottoperca gobio, 2738 nucleotides long. RefSeq names its product chromosome 4 C19orf44 homolog (gene c4h19orf44). The record is from RefSeq and is a predicted model, not a curated record. The coding region runs from base 318 to 2414 and encodes 698 amino acids. The transcript has 11 exons. NCBI's taxonomy places the organism in Eukaryota, Metazoa, Chordata, Actinopteri, Perciformes, Bovichtidae.
AAAGGCAGCUAGUCCAUGGAUACAAGGGACGCCCGAGUGGUCGCUAUGCACAAACUAGGCAGUAAACGACUACAAGUUGGCAACAUAAUAAACCGUUUUAUGUGACCUAAUUAAUGUGAACUUGUAGUAGGCUAAAGAAGGCCUCGAAAUGAAUCUAUAAAGCACCUUUUUCUAAGUGCAUUGUAGUUAGCGUGGCUAGCUAACGCUACUGUCUCUAAUGCAGGAUGCAACAGACCCACACUUGGUGAGCUACUUUUAAAAUAACGUGUAACCAUGUAGCAGUAACAGACAGCAUUAAAAAGAACGUCAAUUGAAAAAUGUGGAAACGAGGCGGUCAAAGCUUCGCUCUGGACCGAGCUCAGGCUCUGCUGUCCGCCAAGAGGGGGUCUGCAGUACCGCUACAUACAGGUGAUAUGGGUGGGUCUGUGAAAAACAGAUCUUCUUCCCCAAAUACACACCCUUUAUUCUCAGAUGUGAGCGACCUGUCCACGGGCAGCCUAGCUCCUGAGCAUGGAGCUGACACCAUGCUGAGAUCUGCUGCUGCAGCUGGGAAGACCCAGGAAAGCGAGGGGCAUUCUACCAAGGAUCUCAGACCUCAGAGCUCUCUGGGUGGAAGAGGGAGCAGGUUCUUGAAGAAGGCUCCUCCACCUGCAACCAACAGCAGCCAGUCAAUGCAGCAGGUCCCUGAACACAGAAGUGUGUCAUCUUCCCAGCGAGGCUCCCAAACUGCUGCUUUGAGUAGACUGGCUCAAAUUGAGAGCCGCAUCCACAGCCGCAAGCAGGUUCAGGAACAGGCCAGACAGCAGGGGCCAACACCUGCUGAGAUUCUAACUUCAGACAUGGGAGCCUCUCCCCCACCAGCAGCCCGGUCCCUGGAGGCCCCGGUGCAGCUCCCAGCACAGUCCAGGAGUGACCAGAGCCUGAAGGGGAAACAUGUCCUCAAGAAUAAGACAGCUGGAGCUGCAAACCCCAGUACAGAUGUUGGGGUCCGGUCCAGGUCCAGAGCUGCUGAUGCUGUAGGUCCUCGGGCAGGUUUGGAGACGAAGCCAGUGAGAGUAGUGAGUGCUGUGAGUCUGGGGAGUGACGAAGAGGACAUGAGAAAACUGCUCGGAGACUCAUUGGAUUCCAUAGACAGAAGCUUUUUGAUACCAGGGAGACCCUCUCACAUAAGAACAGCAGACAAGAUGUUGAGCGAAAGCAGUCAGAGGGUCCACUCCUCACCUCCCCCUGCUGCUGUCCCUCCCUCAUCAUCCUCCAUCACAGCCCCUCGCUCCCCCGCCUCUCCUUCUCGCCGCGGUUCUCCUUUCCGAUUCACCGGUCAGGCUCAGGCCCACUUCAGCCCCUCCGCGCGCUCCCCCUCCCCCUCUCCUCUCAGGGUGGGGAGUCCACAGCGUUCUCUCUCCUCCAUGUCGGGCCGUGGGGAGGUGAUUUCUCUGGAGGAGCUCUUCUCUGUCGGGCCUGGCUCUGAAGAUGGCCACAGUGAGAGGAGUGCAGUUAUCUCUGAAGAUGGACAGCAAGACUUCAAGAUCAAUGUGAUGACAUUAGACGACCUUGUCCCUGCUUCCCUUGGAUUUACUGAGGAAACCCCAGGAAAGGAGAGAGAAGUCAAACACAGUGGCCAUCUUCCUAGAUCCACAAACAAACAUCAACAGCGGCCACGAUUGACGGAGAAGAAAGAAGAGGAGCAGCAGCAGAAGGACACGGUGCACUACCAAAGUGACUUUGAGAGUGAGAGCAGGACAGAGCCGGAUUACAGUGUCAGUCAGGUUUCAGAGCACCUGCAAGGAGAUGGAGGUGAAGAGGAGGUGUCGGAGGUCAGAGAGGAGGCUUUGGAUUCAGACAUGUCCCGUGGGAGGACAGAAGAUGACUACUCGAGCACUUUCUCAGACACAAGUCGCUCCUGCACCUCACGGACCUCAGAUAUCAGUCAAACAAACAGAAGCAGAUCCUCUGGCUCUCACAGCAGCAGGACCUCACCUCGCCAGUUGAGGCGUGCUUCAACUAGAAAGACUUAUAAAGAGGAAGCAGUACAGACUCAGCCUGAUCCCAUGGCUUACACUUGGCCCGCCGGGACGGCUUCUCUGGGUCCCGCGGUGGGCAUGGCUUACAUGGAUCCCAGCCCGGUGGUUGCUCAUACCCUGAGUGCAGAAAUGGUGGAAGCUCUCAGCACCUUCAACCCAGCUGUAUUUGCACUCAAUGAAAUGCUGAAGCAGCAACUUGCCAUGACGCGGCGGUUCAUCGAAAGCAGCCGACAUCUUCACUCCAGCCUGGUGCAGAGCCUGGGCCCGCCGAACUACAGAUACACCACGCUGGAGGACACCAGGGAGUACAUUCGCAAGCACAGAGCUCCCCGACUGACAAUGGAGGAAGCCUUCGAGGAGGCGCUGCAGGACAGGACAGACUACUGCUGCUGAUGCUCCUGCAUGACUGCCUUAUUAACAGAGGUUUUAUACAUAAUUAAAUCAUAUUUUUCUAUGAUACAGUAUUUGUUGUUUAUCAGUCAGAGAAUGAGCCAUAAGGAUUUAAAUGAUUUUGUAAAAUCAUGUCAAACUGUUUUAAAUUGGCGUCAAAGUUCAAAUCCUGCCUUGUGUGUAUGAAUGAGGUCGUUUUGUAAAUUAUUUGUGCGAUUUGAAUGAGCUGACUCUGGUGAAAAGCGUCAAUGCUGUCACUUUGUACAUUCAGAAGAAAUAAUAAAUAACAGUAACCUUCCUUCUGUUUAAUGCUCUGAAUAAAAUAAA